AUGGUUCCAACCGCGGGAUGCAGCCCAGUCGACGGCCCUUGCUGCCCUCGGUGGCGCAAGUCGCCAAAUCAGGAAUGGCUCGACGACAUUGACGCUGCCAUAAUCAAACUGCUCGCCGUCAAGUACCGUCUGCACCAUGCCUACGUCAACAAGAUGACCUUCUACCGCCUUUUGCAACAGCGGGUGCGUGAGCUGCAGGACGCUCGGACGACUUGCAAGGCCGAGGAGAUCCAAGAAUACGCGGACAGCAAUGAAUGGAGGAACUUCUUCUCCGCGAUCAAGGCAGUUUACGGUCCGCCAACCAAAGGAAGCGCUCCUCUUCUCAGCGCCGACAGAAGUAUCCUACUCACUGAGAAGACACAGAUUUCACAGUAA
This is a messenger RNA of Spirometra erinaceieuropaei, 375 nucleotides long. The record is from the annotation of a GenBank genome assembly. Lineage: Eukaryota; Metazoa; Platyhelminthes; Cestoda; Diphyllobothriidea; Diphyllobothriidae.